AUGGGGAUGGACGAGAAAGAAAAACAAGAGAGAGAGAAAGGAGAGGGCAAAUUCAGGGUUCUCGGUCUGUGGCGCAGAUGUGGCGUGGCUAUUACUCGAUGCGGUCUUCCCCAGAGAGGUCAACUGCCACUCUCCGCCGGCCGACCACAGCUCGACCAGCUCGAUCAGAUUCAAGAACCGUCCCGUCAUAGACCACCAAAACUUGCAAACCCGCUCAUCCUGACUGAGGGUUGGGCUCAUUCUCGCACCGAUUCAUAUCCUAACCGCUUUUUCCAUUGCGUCACCUUCCACGCCGGCAACAUGAACCAUAUGCGCGGUCUCGUGUCCACAGCGCAGGCCUUGCGCCAGACCUUCAUCGCUCCUCUUCGUACUCCCAAGGCAUUUUUUGUGCAGCCACGGCCUCUCUGUAAUGCCUCCCAGCAGCGUUGCUUUCAUAUGUCCCCUCGCCUCGCACUGCCUGUCGUUCGAACACCCAACGCUCCCACGCAGAUAAAGGACGAAGCUAUUGGCACUCGGCUUGUACAACUAGUCGACGAAGAGCAAAACCUCAUGCCUCCCCGAAGACUAGCUGAGGUUCUCGAUUCCUUCGACCGCAGCAAGUUUUUCCUCCUGCAAGUCUCCCCCGCCGAAAGCGAACGACCGCCCGUUUGCAAGAUCUUGAACAAGAUGGAAGCCAAGCAACACGAAAAGGCCAAAGCGAAAUCCGCAAAAGUAGCAAAGGUGCAGACGAAGCAGAUUGAGUUGAAUUGGGCAAUUGACGCCCAUGAUCUGUCUCAUCGUCUGAAGCAGUUGACCAACUUCCUGGAGAAAGGCCGGAAAGUGGAGGUGAUCAUGAAGCGGAAGAAGGCCAAGCGCGCGCCCACUGUGGAUGAAAUCAAGCAGGUCAUACAGAGUGUAUUGGACACCACAAGGGAAGUUGGGGCGACUCAAGUCAAAGCAAUGGAGGGAGAGCCAGGCAAGCAGGUGAUCAUCACGGUCAAAAAGGAGACCUAA
This is a messenger RNA of Penicillium daleae, 993 nucleotides long. RefSeq names its product putative translation initiation factor IF3. Gene Ontology annotation, biological process: ribosome disassembly; mitochondrial translational initiation. Gene Ontology annotation, cellular component: mitochondrion. Gene Ontology annotation, molecular function: translation initiation factor activity; ribosome binding. Lineage: Eukaryota; Fungi; Ascomycota; Eurotiomycetes; Eurotiales; Aspergillaceae. The transcript has a single exon. The record is from RefSeq and is a predicted model, not a curated record. Bases 1 to 993 code for a protein of 330 amino acids.